CACGAGGUGGACCGUGUUUCCGGUGAGGAUCGAGAGAAUUGAUAUUGAAUGUGAUGAGGCUUGCAGAGGGGGUGGCGGUGCUGUACCACACGAAAUUCAAUGCCUAAUUCGCAGCCUUUCAUAUGGGCAACGCGCGCACUCGCUAAGAUGCGGUACCACCAACAGUUUUGCCUAUAAUCAUGGACUUUACUUCGAAAGUCUCAUCGCUGUAUGGACCCGGAACCUUCGGCUGCUGGCUCUGCGCGACACUCUCCGUCUUGAUCUCAUGGACUUGCAAUCGGCUGAGCAAAGAGCGCGAUACGAUAACGAACGACUUCCUUGCCGCUUUGACGCUUCCUACUAUCGCGGCUGUCCAAUGCCUUUACCAAAUCUCCAUCAUCGAAACGACGUCGGACGCUCAGACAGCCUUGGAGAUCCUCGACACAACUCUGGCCAUCACUGCUUGGUUUUCAGCAUUCGGCGUCUGGAUGUUCUUCAUCUCUAUGCUCUUUUUCAAAAGGAAGAGAUGGUUCUGUACUGGAUUGGUCAGCGCACUCUGCUCCAUAACCCGACUUGUCGCUUUUGUACGAGAGGAUUCCCGGCCCAAGCUCGCCGUAGUCCGUGGCGUGGACGAACUUUACUUUGUAGGAUCUCUCGCUGUACUCAUUCUGUACGCCGUGGAUAAAUUGGCAGACUGGAAAGACCUGAAAAUUCGCAAAAUUUGGUGCAAAGUGUCGUGGACAUUCUUGUUACUGUCCCCCGCGAUCGGGGCUCUGAUGCUGACAGUCUAUUUCCUUGGUUUUUGGGUGGAUGCGGAGUUCUCCAAGGACGAGCAUAGGUCGGGCGCCCAGGGCGUCUUCGCCUUCCCAAGGACGGGCUACUCACUUUCGGAGCUCGACCAGGCCGUCGCCUUGAGUGCCGGAGUUCUCACUCUCAUCUUGAGCAUCUGGGAUGCUCUUGCCUCCUGGCGGCUCUCGCGAUGGGAAAAGUACCGAGCAUGGAGGGCGAAUUGCGACAGGUAUAUGCAAGACGACGUAUUUGAGGAAAGUGAGAUCUCAGACUUGAAAAGAGAGCUCGAUAUAUUGGAUCAAGAGAUGAGAGAGAUAUUGGAUGCUCCUUCUCGCCCCGGAAUGCGGGCUGUGAUGAAACGAUGGGAGCAAAAGACCUGAGAACAGAUUGCUGCGAGCCUCCGGCAGGUCGGAUUUCUCUGAGGUAGAGAAAUGAAGAGUUCGUAGAGCUGAAAAGCAAGGAUAAGCAGAUGUGGCUUGCAUCAUCGCG
Molecule: messenger RNA, 1257 nt
Organism: Trematosphaeria pertusa
Lineage: Eukaryota; Fungi; Ascomycota; Dothideomycetes; Pleosporales; Trematosphaeriaceae
Exons: 1
Coding region: 180-1148 (322 amino acids)
Source: RefSeq, a predicted model, not a curated record